AGGGCUGAACAUUUUUAUCCAUUUGCACAGAUGAUCCGUAUUUAUUAGCGACUCGCGUGACCAGAUCUCGCUCUUAAUAUUUUCUUCACUCUUGUCCCAGUUGACACAGCGACCCGGAUCUCUCUCAAAUCUCAGGCCUCAGAGCUUCGGCCAUGGCGGACGAGGUCCCUCCCUUUGACGACGUGGGGACAAAAGGAUUCAACCCUGGACUGAUUGUGUUGCUUGUUGUUGUUGGGUUGCUGGUGAUUUUUCUGGUUGGAAACUAUGCACUUUAUGUUUAUGCUCAGAGAACUAUUCCUCCAAAAAAGAAGAAGCCAGUGUCCAAGAAGAAGCUGAAGAAGGAGAGGCUGAAGCAAGGUGUCUCUGCCCCAGGGGAGUAAAUAUGGAAGAAAGACUGCAGCUCUGCAUGUUAAACUCAUGUUGCGAAGUUGUUCCUUCAUUUCCCUUAAUACUAGAUGGAAUUGAACUUAGUAAUUGAAACCCUGUAUCGGUCUAGCGACCAGGGAGUGAGAAUGCUGUUCUUAAGACAGUUUUUAUCCCU
Molecule: messenger RNA, 541 nt
Organism: Fragaria vesca subsp. vesca
Lineage: Eukaryota; Viridiplantae; Streptophyta; Magnoliopsida; Rosales; Rosaceae
Product: DNA-binding protein S1FA1-like
Exons: 2
Coding region: 153-380 (75 amino acids)
Biological process (GO): regulation of DNA-templated transcription
Cellular component (GO): nucleus
Molecular function (GO): DNA binding
Source: RefSeq, a predicted model, not a curated record